Aspergillus mulundensis is the source of this 3015-nucleotide messenger RNA. RefSeq names its product putative signal transduction protein BroA (gene bro1). The record is from RefSeq and is a predicted model, not a curated record. Lineage: Eukaryota; Fungi; Ascomycota; Eurotiomycetes; Eurotiales; Aspergillaceae. The transcript has 3 exons. The coding region runs from base 1 to 3015 and encodes 1004 amino acids. Gene Ontology annotation, molecular function: protein binding. Gene Ontology annotation, cellular component: endosome. Gene Ontology annotation, biological process: protein transport to vacuole involved in ubiquitin-dependent protein catabolic process via the multivesicular body sorting pathway.
AUGGUUCAGUCGCCUAUGAUAUCAUGUCCUCUCAAACAAACCAACGAAAUCGAUUGGAUCCAGCCUCUCAAGGAUUAUAUCCGUCAGAGCUAUGGUGAAGACCCCGAGCGUUAUGGUCAGGAAUGUGCUACGCUCAACCGGUUGCGCCAGGAUAUGAGGGGCGCUGGCAAGGACAGCGCGACAGGACGAGACCUCCUCUACCGAUACUAUGGACAGCUCGAGCUCUUGGAUCUCAGGUUUCCCGUGGAUGAGAGCCACAUCAAGAUAUCGUUCACCUGGUAUGAUGCAUUCACGCACAAGCCAACCUCGCAGUAUUCUCUCGCCUUCGAGAAAGCCUCGAUCAUCUUUAAUAUCUCCGCCGUCCUUUCCUGCCAUGCAGCAAAUCAGAAUCGCGCCGACGAUACUGGCUUGAAGACUGCAUAUCACAACUUCCAAGCAUCCGCCGGCAUGUUUACCUACAUCAACGAGAACUUCCUCCAUGCCCCUUCCACUGAUCUGAACCGCGAAACCGUAAAGACACUCAUCAACAUUACACUCGCCCAAGGUCAAGAGGUGUUCCUCGAGAAGCAAAUAAUGGACCACAAGAAGGCUGGAUUCCUCGCGAAACUCGCUAGCCAGGCCUCAUAUCUCUACGCGCAGGCCAUUGAGGGGACGCAGGAGCAUGCUAAAGGCAUUUUUGAUAAGUCAUGGGCUACGCUCCUCCAGGCUAAGUCGGCACACAUGGGUUCCGUGGCGUCGUACUACCAGGCCUUAGCUGACGGUGAAGCCGGUUCGCACGGAGUAGCUGUCGCUAGGCUCCAGCUGGCGGAAAAACAUUCGACAGCUGCACUAGGCUGGGCUAAAUCGUUUCCCUCAUCAGUCUCACCGAACACAAACCUAACAUCAGAGGCUGGCCCCAAUCUUGUGGACAUCGUGAAAUUCCAUCUUGCGAACGUGCAAUCUCAACUUACUACUCUCGUCAAGGACAACGAUUUCAUCUACCAUCAACCUAUACCAAGCGAGGCGGGACUGUCUGCAGUAUCCAAGCUCCCUGCAGCGAAGGCAAUCCCCGUUAGCGAACUAUAUCAGGGUCAAGAUAUCCAGCGGAUUAUUGGCCCAGAUAUCUUCCAGAAACUUGUCCCUAUGUCAGUCACGGAGACGGCAAGCCUCUACGAUGAGGAGAAGGCGAAACUGAUACGGGCAGAAACGGAAAAGGUUGAGACGGCUAAUGGCGAGAUGGCAGCGAGCCUGGACUAUUUUAAGCUUCCUGGUAGCUUGAACAUCUUGAAAGGAGGGAUGGAUCAGGAAAUGACGGUUGAUGAAGAAUUCCAACGGUGGUGUCAAGAGCUGGCGGGCCAUGAUUCUUUCGCCAAGGCUUUCGAUGGCCUCCAAGACCGCAAGUCGGAAGUGCUAGCCACACUUGACCAAUGCGCAAAACAGCUGGACUUGGAAGAAAGCGUAUGCGAGAAAAUGCGCUCGAAAUAUGGGGCCGAUUGGAGCCAGCAGCCCAGUAGUCGAUUGAAUACAACUCUUCGCAAUGAUAUCCGGACAUACCGGGAUACGGUGCAUGAAGCCAGCGCUAGUGACUCGCAGCUUUCGGCAACCCUUCGGCAGUACGAGUCUGACUUUGACGAGAUGCGGUCUGCGGGAGAAACGGACGAGGCGGAUGUGCUUUUCCAGCGAGCAAUGAUAAAGGCUGGCUCCAAACAGGGCAAAGCUAAGAACGGUGUGACAAGCCCUUACUCAGCUGCAGAGGGCAGUCUAUUAGAUGAUGUCUAUGACGAUGGGGUUCCUUCUGUGGCCGAACAAAUUGCUCGGGUAGAGUCCAUACUGAAGAAACUGAACUUGGUAAAACGAGAGCGAGGACAGGUCUUGAAGGAUUUGAAGGACAAGGUACCUACCGUGCAUAACGAUGACAUCUCCAAUGUCUUGAUUCUUAACAAGAAGUCAAUUACAGGCCAGGAAAGUCAACUCUUCGAAGCCGAGUUGGAGAAGUUCCACCAACAUCAGUUGCGAUUGGUCCAGACCAUUCAUAAACAGGGAGCGCUGAUGAAGGAGCUGACGAAGACUUAUGGAGAUCUAUUGCAGGAUAAACGGGUGAGAGCUGAGCAGUCCAAGUAUGAGACAAUAACCCGACAACGCAAUACCGUGAUGGCGAGAUAUAAGAAGAUAUACGAUUCCUUCAACAGCUUAGGUUCAGGCAUAAAGCAGGCUCAAACCUUCUACACUGAGAUGGCUGAGACUGUCGACAGUCUCAAAAAGAACGUCGAGACAUUCAUCAACAACCGCAGGGCUGAAGGCGCCCAGCUUCUGGGCCAGAUCGAACGUGAAAAGGCGGCCGGGACGUCCGACCACGAGGAACGCGAGCGAGAAAAGUUAAGGCAGCUGAUGGAACGUCUGUCUACAGAGCCCAAGCCUCCUUCCGUUCCCCCACCCUCGUCAGUCGCCGGUCCAGCCAAAGCCAAAUCUCCGCCGCCGCCUAUCAAAGCACCGGCUUACCCGACGAAUAUCGCUCCUCCAAAGGCGUCACCACAUUUCCCUCCGGCUGUUCCACAACAGCACGGGACGCCUAUAUCUCAUUCUCCGGCCCCUUACGGCCAGUACAUGCCUCCAGGGACCGGUGUGUCCUACCUUCCUUCCCAGUCCUUCCAGCAAGGUGCUGCCGCACCACUUUCUGAGGGCUAUAACCCGAUGGCAUACCCGAUCCCCGCCUCAUCCAUGUCACCUCCUCCGAGUCAAUCAUUCUACUCCCCAACACCUACCCCGUUCUACACCAGCCCUACUCCCCCCGUGCCUUCAAGCCAAUACAUGCCGCAAGGCUACGUACCCCCUCCGCCACCUCCCCGACCCCAGCAGACCACCUACCAACCAUCCACCGGCCCAUUCCCCUCAGGACCUGGCGGGUACGCUCAGGCCAGACCAUACGGGAGCAGCCAGCACCACAAGGCUCAUUCGCAGUCGUCGCCGCAAACGGGGCUUCCCCCUUCCUCCUCAAACACCCCCGACCCUUGGGCCGGUCUAAACGCCUGGAAGUAG